CGAGCGGCCAUGGCGGCGCGUCCCUCAGUUCAGCUCCCGGCCGGCCGCCGGUCCGGGCCGGCGUGCCGAGUUGAACGAGCUGAACUGCUCCCGUGGGACCGUGCAGUUUGGGGCUGGUGAGACCUGAGUUUCUGAAGCAGAAGGCGCCUGGAAAGCUCUAGGGUGCAUGCUGAGCUUGCUGCUGUGCAGCAUCUCUUGGCAGAACAAAGACGACAAAAAGUUGAAGAAUAUCUAUCAAGAAAAAAGACUUUUUCUGAUGUGCCCAUUCAAGAAAACCAGGCAUUGAUCAGUAGCAGAACUAGGAGAGCAACUAGCAAUAAUCUGCAAACCAAAAUGCAGCUCUCGACAUCUCCAAAGCCAGAAAUGGAAAAUAAAGAAAAUAAACUGUCAUGGGAUCAAUCAAGCAGAACCUCAGAAAAAAAUAUUGUUUUAAACUCUGCCACAAUCACACUGACAAAUUCCAUAUCAGGGACAAACGACAAUCCUGAAGAUUGUGCUUCCAAGGAUUAUGGUACAGAAAUAAAAUCUCAGCAUGUGUCAAUUAGCAGGUCCUUCUUGAAAACAAAAAGCAUAAGAGAGAAGCAGUUGAUUGCAGAUAAGCAAAAUUCAGGUAUUGGCCUACCAAAGAAACCAGUGCUUGGUACAUAUCGUGGAAAAGUUAUCCAAUCCAAGAUAAACUCCUUCCGAAAAGCACCGAAAAGUGAGGGGGAAAAUAGUUCUUUGCCAGACAAGAAGCUUCUUCCUUCUGCCACCAAACCAGCAGCAAGUUCGUUAUCUGCGAGCAACUGCAAUGUAGUUCUGAAGACCAUCAAAGUCACAAACAAUGCUGAUUCUGUAAAUCCAGAUAAGGUUCUCCCAUUCCAGAGCAAACCAUCUGACAAAGCUGCUGUUAACCCACAGUCCCAUCUGAAGAAACGGCAGCUGACAUCUGCUGUAGCACCAAAGCAAGUAAUCCCAAAGAGGAUUGGUAGAAGGGGACCACAGCCACUGAAGGCUGCUUCUAACAAUUCUGACCGGGGAGUACCAAGAGUGAAGAAAUGCACAGAUUUUUAUGAAGAUGCAGGACCAGAAGCUUCAGCAAAACCAAUUUCUGUUGUUCCUGGUGUAAAGUCAGGACAGGAUUCUAAAACUAAUGGCAACAGAAAAUUUAUUCUGACAAAAGUGUCGGCAGAAGAGAGAAGAGCUCGCCUGGAUGAAUGGAGGGCAUCUAGAGGAAAAAUAAUGAAGAGACCUCCUAUAUCUGUGCUUCUGGGACCCCAGUCUAAAAGUGAAGAAAGAGAAUUGUCUUCUGGUGAUUCUUCAGAGCAUGUAUUCCAUAGCGAAAAGGUCAACAAGACUCUCACAGAAUGCCUGCAGUUAACAGAACAGGGAUGUCGAGGCAAUGAAGUACGUGCCAUGCUGGAAGACCUGACACAGAACAUUCCCGGGGCUAAAAAGCUUGCAAAAUAUUGGAUCUGUUGUAUUCGUCUUGAACAGAUGGGCCCUCUUGAAAAGAUUAUUGCUGUCUAUGAAGAGGCUGUUUUGGCAGGAGCAAUGCCUAAAGAUGAGCUACGACACACACUAAUAGAUAUUAUGAAAAAUACUGAAAGCCUUUUUAAGUCUGGGCAUGGGACAACUGUGAUAGAAGCUCAUUUAAGUGACGUAGUGGAAGUCAACAAGGAACCAAAUCCAUCUGUAGAGCAGGUUCAGGAGGCCCUCGAGGAUCUCAGGUCUGAUGAUGACCAAAAAGCAGAGUGUGAUGACAAGGAGGCAGAGAUUAGCAGUGAAUUGAUCGCAAAAGAAGAAAUGGAUUUAAACUUGAAACCAAGAGAAGAGAUCUUGCCAAAAAAGAACAAAAACCAGAAGACUAAGGAACGUAAAAAAAAGAAAAAAAAACGUAAAACACCAGAGCAGAAUGAGGAUGGGGUGAAAGAUAUAGCCCAAGAAGUUAAUUCUCCUGCGAAGGAGAAUGACACUUCUUAUUUAAUGAGACACGAUCUAUCUACCACACCAUGUUUGGAAAGUGUGAAGAUGUACCAUGAGGCAAAUGACUCCAGUACUAAAGACCUGAAAACUUUAACCCCUUUGCGAUAUUCUCAACGUAUUCGGGAGAAGACAUGCAAGUUGUUGGAUACUGUUAAAGAUCAAAAUCCAUGUGUCUCUACAUUUGAACAGCUGGAAGAGUUGGAAUCAAAAGACACUACGCUUAUCCACAAGGAGAGCAAUGAGCUCAGAGAAACAAAUGCUGAAGUAGAAGAGUAAAAAUUAUCCAUUAAUGCUACACGGGGGUUAAAGAUUGGACCAUUAAGUUCGGGGGGUGUUUGUUUUUAGCAGCUUUGAGAGAAGAACUAUUUAAAACUUGCAUAAAUGGUUUGACUGCCUGAGUCACUAAACUUUGAAUCUAUAAGUUCCUGCCUCUUCAAAAUUGUGGUAAAUCUGGUCUGGUUUUAGUACUUAGAAACAUCAGUUGUCUUCAUGUUAAAUAUGAUUCCUUAAAUAUUGAAUUAAGGACUAGGUUUAGCACUUCAUGUAACAAUUUCAUUGUAUAUUGCUAAUAUCUACUGCUUUCAUGUUAUGAUUCCUAUAAAUUCUUUAGAAGUGAACAAUCUAGUUUUAAGAAAUGAAAAUAACGUAGGCAUUCUAAUAGGACAAUGUUUACUACAGCAACAUUUAGUUUGUAAAACUGAAACCAGCUAGUAAAGUGUACACUAAGUUUAAACUGUUGUAUCCAUUAUUACAGAUUAUUUCAACAAAAUAAUCUGUUUAAUGCCUUUAGCUGCUGGGAUUAUUCAUGAUCAAGGUGAGGUCUGAUAUACUAAUUACUAUGUAGUCUAAUACACUAUGUGAGUAUUCUAAUAUUGGUUUGCAUUAGUCUGUAAUAUGGUAUACUUAUUAAACUAAUCACCUGA
Molecule: messenger RNA, 2888 nt
Organism: Tyto alba (common barn owl)
Lineage: Eukaryota; Metazoa; Chordata; Aves; Strigiformes; Tytonidae
Gene: CKAP2
Product: cytoskeleton associated protein 2
Exons: 10
Coding region: 334-2241 (635 amino acids)
Biological process (GO): negative regulation of microtubule depolymerization
Cellular component (GO): microtubule cytoskeleton
Source: RefSeq, a predicted model, not a curated record